CCGCCUGGCCCCGCUGCCGGGCGCGCCCCGCCGGGGCGCUGCGCACUUCGCUUUCCAGCCGGACCCGGCGCCCAGCGAGUACGGGCAAACUCAGAAGAUGAAUCUCUUCCAGUCCAUAACAAGUGCCUUGGACAAUGCUUUAGCCAAAGAUCCAACUGCAGUUGUAUUUGGUGAAGACGUGGCCUUUGGUGGAGUCUUCAGAUGUACAGUUGGCUUGAGAGACAAAUAUGGUAAAGACAGAGUUUUCAACACCCCUUUAUGUGAACAAGGAAUUGUUGGUUUUGGUAUUGGAAUUGCUGUUACUGGUGCUACAGCCAUUGCAGAAAUUCAAUUUGCAGAUUACAUUUUUCCAGCAUUUGAUCAGAUUGUUAAUGAAGCAGCAAAAUACCGUUACCGCUCUGGGGAUCUGUUCAACUGUGGAAACCUCACCAUUAGAGCACCCUGGGGCUGUGUGGGCCAUGGUGCACUAUAUCACUCUCAAAGUCCAGAAGCCUUUUUUGCUCACUGUCCAGGAAUAAAGGUUGUUAUUCCAAGGAGUCCUCUGCAGGCCAAAGGAUUGCUGCUGUCAUGCAUAGAGGACAAAAAUCCAUGCAUAUUCUUUGAACCUAAAAUACUUUACAGAGCUGCAGUGGAACAAGUUCCUGUAGAGCCCUACAACAUUCCACUGUCUCAAGCCGAGGUGCUGCAGACAGGCAGUGAUGUGACAAUGGUUGCUUGGGGCACUCAGGUACAUGUGAUCAAAGAGGUGGCAACAAUGGCUCAAGAAAAGCUUGGUGUGUCCUGUGAAGUUAUUGAUCUGAGGACCAUCUUACCUUGGGAUACAGAGACUGUGUGUAAGUCGGUGGCAAAGACUGGGCGGUUGCUGAUUAGCCAUGAGGCUCCCUUGACAGGAGGAUUUGCAUCUGAAAUCAGUUCCACAGUUCAGGAGGAAUGCUUUUUGAAUUUAGAAGCUCCUAUUUCAAGAGUAUGUGGCUAUGACACUCCCUUCCCUCACAUCUUUGAGCCUUUCUACAUCCCAGACAAAUGGAAAUGCUACGAUGCUCUUAGAAAAAUGAUUAACUACUGAGCAGUAGUACAGCAUGCAUUUGGAAUUGGUUGUGCUGAGAAACAGGAAGGGACCUGGUAGGUACUUUAGUUAGUAAUUGUGUCUUCCUUGCACUCCUGGCUAUUUGGCAUGGCUUCAUACAGGUUAACUUGAGCACAGGAAAACUGUAAUUCCUCUCCCUGUUUAGUAAGUAAGAUAUGAGAGACCGUGCAAGAUCUUUUUAACCUGAGACUAACAACCAGUUUUUUUCAAGACAUAAAUCACAAAUGUGGCAGGCUAGACUGCCUGCUUAAUAAUGUGCUCACUGUAACCCACUAGAACAAACAACCUCCAGAGGCUUGAGUAGGACACAACAUUCCUGGUUUAUAAUCUUUUCCUGCUGGAUGACUAAAAUCAUGCAAGUGGCCAGUGAAUCAUGUCUUAUUUACAACCAGUGAGUAGCCCACAUAUAAGAUACCACUCUACUAGAGCAAUGAGUUAUGCUGUUAGUAUGGCUGCUGCAAGUCUACACUUGGAUUCAGAUCUUGCUGAGAAUUCAUGCAAGAUCAAUAAUGAAAUUAUCUUUAAAAAAAAUCCCUCUAAACAGGAAAGGUGUUGACUGUAGUUUCUUUACAAGACCCCUCUUCUCUGUAAUACUAGAAUGAUAGUAUAUCUAGUAGAAAAAAUACAAAACAUUUGCUUAACAUUCUAGAGUAGGAGGGAAGAUAGUUCAUCAAAAAAUUUUUUUGCAUAAAUGGCAACAAUUAGUGGUGUGUUGACUCUAGGUAUCAUUUGCAGCAUUUCUAUUUUCUGUGUGUCUACCCUGGCAGCUUUAAAGACGUAAUAUAGUAUUUGAUACAAAAUGAGCAAGUAAUUGGUGGUAAUUUGUUUUAGUUCAUACAUCUUGAAGUUAAAACAUUAUGAAUUUAAGAAAUAAGGUUACCCUGGAGUGUGCUGUCUGUUUAAUGUGCAGAUAUUAGUUUUGGUGUUCAGAUUUUUAAUUUAUUUUGUCAUCUUUUUCUGCAGAGAAGAGAAGAACAACAGGGAAAUACAGAAGCUGCCUU
This is a messenger RNA of Corvus hawaiiensis (hawaiian crow), 2088 nucleotides long. It is a transcript of the gene BCKDHB, whose product is annotated as branched chain keto acid dehydrogenase E1 subunit beta. Gene Ontology annotation, biological process: branched-chain amino acid catabolic process; response to nutrient. The transcript has 11 exons. The record is from RefSeq and is a predicted model, not a curated record. Gene Ontology annotation, molecular function: catalytic activity. NCBI's taxonomy places the organism in Eukaryota, Metazoa, Chordata, Aves, Passeriformes, Corvidae. The coding region runs from base 98 to 1066 and encodes 322 amino acids.